Messenger RNA from Sinocyclocheilus anshuiensis, 1044 nucleotides. RefSeq names its product myosin light chain 1, skeletal muscle isoform-like. Lineage: Eukaryota; Metazoa; Chordata; Actinopteri; Cypriniformes; Cyprinidae. Gene Ontology annotation, cellular component: myosin II complex; contractile muscle fiber. The coding region runs from base 116 to 691 and encodes 191 amino acids. Gene Ontology annotation, molecular function: calcium ion binding. The transcript is spliced from 6 exons. The record is from RefSeq and is a predicted model, not a curated record.
ACGCGUAUAUAAACAUCUAUACUUACCUUGAGAAUGCUGAGUAUCCUCCAAGCUGUGGUCCACUCCCUGUGUUGAGUCGACUUCCUUCCCGGCGGACAAAUAGACUAAAAAAAAAAUGGCACCUAAGAAGGACGCUAAGAAGCCCGAGCCUCCCAAGAAAGCAGAACCCGCACCUGCCCCCGCGCCUGCCCCCGAGGCCCCACCUAAACCCGCAGCAGUAGAUCUGUCUGGCGUGAAGGUCGAUUUCAACCAGGACCAGUUGGAAGAUUACAGGGAGGCCUUCGGACUUUUCGACAGAGUUGGUGACAGCAAAGUAGCCUACAACCAGAUUGCAGAUAUCAUGCGUGCACUGGGACAGAACCCAACCAACAAAGAGGUUACAAAGAUCCUGGGCAACCCUACAGCUGAUGAAAUGGCAAACAAGAGAGUCGACUUUGAGGGUUUCCUGCCCAUGCUGCAGUUUGUGGUCAACAGCCCAAACAAGGCAACAUACGACGACUAUGUUGAGGGUCUGCGUGUAUUCGAUAAGGAGGGCAACGGAACUGUAAUGGGUGCUGAGUUGCGUAUUGUCUUGUCAACACUGGGUGAGAAAAUGAAUGAAACUGAGAUCGAUGCUCUCAUGCAAGGCCAGGAGGAUGAAAAUGGCUGUGUGAACUAUGAGGCUUUCGUCAAACACAUCAUGUCUGUGUAAGAGUUGUGAGGAAACUGAAGCGUUUCUCCAGAUUCCAUGAUGUCAGGACAUCCACACAAUAUUUCCAAAACCAACUCAGAAAUGGAUGAAAGGGACACGGAUGUUAGUCAUAAACAGUUAUUUUGUUAUUUGUGUUUCCUAUUUCUUUUGUCUGUUCUUGGAAGCCAUUGAUAUUUUUUCACAGCUAAUUUUCUUGGUGUUGUUCAUGCCGGGACAAGCCUCUCCGUAGUGGAACGGUUGUGAGGGGUGUGGGGGGGACAUCAUAGUUACACAAAAAUAUAAACCACCCCCCUUGACCCCUCACUGUCUGGAUCACAAAGUCAAAGGUGCUAAAUAUACUGCCAUUAAUAGAC